UCCCACACUAAAAGGCAUUUCAACUUUUUGCUUGAAGCAAAACUGCCUGAUGGUGAUGGAGCCGAGCGCAGGUGCAGCCACCCUCGUGUUCCUCACUCUAGCCUCACUUGUCAUCCUUGCGUCGGUACUGACCCGCAAACCCAAAAACCAGAGGCGCCCUCCAGGCCCAUGGCGUCUCCCCUUGAUCGGAAGCCUCCACCACGUCCUCACGUCGCAGCCGCAGGUCGCCCUCCGGGACCUGGCCAAGAAGCACGGCCCGGUCAUGUACCUCCGGUUCGGCCAGAUGGACACCGUCGUCGUCUCCUCGCCGGCGGCGGCGCAAGAGGUCCUCCGCGAUAAGGAUCUCACCUUCGCGUCGCGGCCCAACAUCCUCGUCUCGGAGGUCUUCUGCUACGGGGGCCGCGACGUCGCCCUCGCGCCCUACGGCCCGUACUGGCGGACGGCGCGCAAGCUCUGCACCGUGGAGCUUCUCAGCGAACGCAAGGUGCGUCAGUUCGCGCCCUUCAGAGACAGCGAGACCAUGUCCCUCGUCGAGAACGUCCGCGCCGCCGGUCGGGGCGGCGUGCCGUUGAACCUCAGCAGGCUGCUCAUUUCCUGCGCCAACACUAUCACCGCCAAGGCCACGUUCGGCCAGGUGUGCGACGGCGAGCUGCAGGACCGGUUCAUGGCCGUGGCCGCCCUGGCGAUCGAGGUCUCCGGCGGAUCCAGCGUCGGGGACCUCAUCCCGUCGCUGUCGUUCGUCGACUCCCUCACCGGGCUGAGAGGCCGCCUGUGGCGUGCGCGUCGGCAGCUGGAUGACAUCUUGGACAAGAUCAUCGCUGAUGAGCGCAGCGAGGGGCAGCAAGGCGACCACCUUCUCGGAGUUAUGCUUCGGAUCAUGGAUGAGGGCAAUCUUGAAUUCCCCAUCGACAUGACAAACAUCAAGGCGAUCAUAUCGGAUAUGUUCACGGCAGGGACAGAGACCACGUCGGCAGUGGCCGAAUGGGUCAUGUCCGAGCUCAUGAGGAACCCAAAGGUCAUGGCCAAGGCGCAGGCUGAAGUGCGUCGUACCUUUGACAACAAGAGUCCACUAGACCAUGAAAAACACAUAGAUGAUCUGCACUACAUCAAAAUGAUGAUCAAGGAGACCAUGAGGUUAAACCCUGUGGUGCCGUUGCUUGUCCCUCAUCUCUGCCGGGAAACCUGCGAUGUUGGCGGAUUUGAGAUCAAGGAGGGCACCAGGGUCUUGGUCAAUGCGUGGGCGAUGGCGAGAAGCCCGGAGUACUGGGAAAACGCAGAGGAGUUCAUGCCGGAGAGGUUUGAGGAUGGCACGGCAACCUACAAGGCCUCAAGGUUUGAGUACUUGCCAUUCGGCACUGGGAGGAGGAAGUGUCCGGGCGAUACAUUUGGGCUAGCCACGCUUGAUCUCAUCGUGGCACGACUCCUCUACUACUUCGAUUGGAGCCUCCCUGCAGGAACACGGCCUGACGAACUCGACAUGGAAACAAGCCUGGGGCUAACCGCGAGGAGGAAGAACCAGCUGCAUCUAGUGGCCACCCCGUAUAAGGGUGCUUGCUAGAUAAAGAAUACUCAUUCUGUCCUGAAUUACUUCUCUUACAUUUGUCUAUACGGAUGUAUCUAACAAUAUAUUCUAAUGUUAGAUACAUCUGUAUCUAAGCAAAUUUGGUACAGAUAUUUUGAGACGGAGGUAUAUCUAUGUGUUGUACUUUUCCUUUUCUAUUCAUAAAAAAAACAAUCAUUAUGGUGUUGUAUUUGUAAAUUUAAGUUGACGACCUCUCUAUGCCCCCAUGGAAAAGGCGGCAACAUAUUUGUACUUAGUAAUAAAACUACGUAUGCACCA
Molecule: messenger RNA, 1840 nt
Organism: Hordeum vulgare subsp. vulgare (domesticated barley)
Lineage: Eukaryota; Viridiplantae; Streptophyta; Magnoliopsida; Poales; Poaceae
Product: cytochrome P450 99A2-like
Exons: 2
Coding region: 50-1558 (502 amino acids)
Molecular function (GO): oxidoreductase activity, acting on paired donors, with incorporation or reduction of molecular oxygen; heme binding; monooxygenase activity
Source: RefSeq, a predicted model, not a curated record